UAACUCUCCUGCUCUCUCCUUAUCCGCCCUGAGCCAAUUUCGCCGCUCGUCACCGACGAGCUAUUUCGCGCGACGGAAUUACGGCAAAUUACGACAGUUGUUACAAGCGGUUAGAAGAGGAGAGCGCUAUCAUUCCCCUUACCGUAAAUUUGACAACCCCCUUGCCAAAGAAUCCACUCCGUCCAUAGAUUCUUAGGUCCAUGGAAUACUUACAUCUUAUAGUGCCUUCCCCAUGGUAGCCACUGUGUUCUUCCUGGAAAACGCACAUUAAAUGAACGUAUCGACUAACUAUUAAUACGUUCAUUACCUAUAAAUAUAUAAAUUCAAAAAUAAAAAAAGUUGAUAAAUUACAGUCAAUGUAUUUAUUACGAAAGUUGUCAAGCAAAUAGGUGCAUCGAACACUUGUCGAAAUAGGCUCGACUGUAGAAGAUAACAAAAAUUCUAAAUAAUUUCACAGUGUAGUUCGCGCCGCGAACGAAAACGACAAGCAUAUGCACGCAUAUUAUCGACUGCGCUUGUGAAAAUAUCAUACUUACGAUCGUAUAUGAAAUUAAUGAAUCAGGCAGACAGAAGGAUGUGAUUAUGCGAAUAACACACAAGUAUGUCGAGAACGCGCCGUUCUGGAAAUUGGAGGUAAGGUGAUUUUGCGUAGUUUUAUUGCAUUUCAACAAGUAAAAUACAAUACGGAUACGAGUAAAAAAAUAUCGACGCUGCGCCAAAAUAUUUUUUAACAGCGGCGCGAAGUCUAAUCUGUCAUACGAUCGAGUGCCUUCACGAUAGCGAUCGACAGUAUGUCUUUCGUGAUGCUGAAUAGACACAGCAAGAAAUAAAAUGUCACCAUUCAGGAGAAAAAAGUCUGGGAGAUCUUUUCCCGUCAAAGUCUGCACUUUGGAUGCAGAACUCGAAUUUAAUUUAGAGUGGAGAUCGACAGGCAGAGACUUGUUUGACCUGGUGUGCCGCACGAUAGGACUGAGAGAAACAUGGUAUUUUGGACUUCAAUACGAAGAUGCAAAAGGCUUUAUUUCUUGGUUAAAAUUAGACAAAAAAGUUCAGGAUCAAGGCAUUUCACAGCAACCAACGACAUCAUUCAUGUUCUUAGCAAAAUUUUAUCCCGAGGAUGUAGCUGAAGAACUUGUACAAGAGGUUACUCAACAUCUGUUCUUUUUACAAGUAAAGCAAGCUAUAUUGUCCAUGGAUAUUUAUUGCCCACCUGAAGCUUCCGUAUUACUUGCUUCUUAUGCUGUUCAAGCAAAGUAUGGCGAUUAUGAUGAAGUUUCAUAUCGCCCUGGAAUGCUUGCCAGUGAGGACUUACUUCCACAGAGAGUAAUAGAUCAGUAUCAAAUGACUCCAGAAAUGUGGGAAGAUAGGAUAAAAAUUUGGUACGCCGAUCAUCGUGGCAUGUCUCGAGAUGAAGCAGAAAUGGAAUAUCUUAAGAUUGCUCAGGAUCUCGAUAUGUAUGGUGUGAACUAUUUUCCUAUUAGUAAUAAGAAAGAAACAGAUCUUUGGCUUGGAGUAACAGCAUUGGGAUUGAAUAUUUAUGAAAAGGAGAAUAAAUUGGCACCGAAGACUACCUUUACAUGGUCGGAAAUUCGUCAUAUUAGUUUCGACGACAAGAAAUUCAUAAUCAAGCCUGUGGAGAAAACAUCACCAAACUUCAUGUUCUUCUCGCAGAAAACUCGCAUGAACAAACUGGUAAAGAAACAGUCAGAUGUUGGCAGCUGGGUGAGGGGCUUGAUAGCUUUAAAAUUGAACGAACAUAAUAGCGACACAGCUGCUCAUAUAUUAUUUGUUAAGAUCCUAGAUCUGUGUAUUGGAAAUCAUGAUCUAUUUAUGAGGAGACGUAAACCGGAUUCCAUGGAAGUGCAACAAAUGAAAGCACAAGCCAAGGAAGAAAAAUCCAGGAGGCAAAUUGAAAGAAACAAAUUAGCACGUGAAAAACAAUUAAGAGAAGCAGCGGAAAGGGAAAAGGCUGCGAUGGAACAGCGACUUUUACAAUAUCAGGAAGAGAUACGAUUAGCGAAUGAAGCUCUUAGAAGGUCUGAAGAGACGGCAGAUCUCUUAGCUGAGAAAAGUCGCGUAGCAGAAGAAGAAGCAAUGCUCUUAAGUCAAAAAGCAUCGGAAGCUGAACAAGAAAUUACGCGUAUACGGCUGAAUAACAUGAAGACUGAAGAAGAAAAGGUUCAUUUAGAACGUAAAACUAGAGAGGCUGAAUUAUUAACAGAAAGAUUAGUCCAAGAAUCGGAACGUAGAGCUGCUGAAGCUGAAAAAUUGAAGGACGAAUUAUUACGUGCAAGAAUUGCCGAGAAAGAAGCUAAGGAAAAAUUAUUAGAAUUCUUAAGUAGAAAUGCCUACACUGCUACCAUAACUCCUGUGCCAAAUCUAUUUCCCUCUACGCAAGUGCUUCCCUCAGAUUUACAAGCAGAUCUUCAGACUUUACAACUAGAACCUUUACACACAGAACCACUACCACCUGAUUUAACAUCCUAUGAUCUUAUUGGCGACGGAGAUGUCGAUCAACUUUCAUUAGAGAUUGAAAGGGAAAGAAGUGAUUAUUUGGAGAAGAGUAAACAUUUGCAGGAACAACUACGAGAAUUACGUUCCGAAAUUGAAGGCCUAAAAGUCGGUGAAAAGCAGUGCGAAUUGGAUCAAUUACACGAAGAGCAAGUUCGACUUGGCGAGAAUAAAUACAGCACGCUGAAAAAAGUAAAGUCUGGAUCCACUAAAGCUAGAGUCGCCUUCUUUGAGGAGUUAUAAUUAAGUAUUAACAAACUUGUAUUAACAGGAUAUUAGUAAAAUUCAAUUAAUAAUAAAAAUAAGAAAAUUACAGAUAUACACGUGCUGAAACAUACACACACAAAGAGAGAAAUGGGAAUAUUUACAGAUUAUUACACAUUAUAAAAUACUCAGUGUAUUAUUCAUCACUGUGCUAUUACAUGAUAUUUCAUUUCUUAAUUAGAUUGUAUCAAAUUUUUUAACAAAUUUGAAAUCUUAUAAAAUGUCCAAUGGAGUUUUACAUAUUGAAUAUAGAAAAUCAUAGAUUUGUUCUUUGUUGCUGUAUUGAACUGUAAAAUUUUUUUUCUUGUUUCCGUCAAACUUCAAAUAUAUUUAUUUUAAAAAUAAGUGUACACAAUAAGUGCAUACUAGUUCAAUUACAAAGAACAGAUAUAUUACAGAUAACAAAACAUUUUAUUGUAAAUAUACAAACAAAAAAAUAUCUGAUAACUGAAUCAGAGAACUAAAUUUAAAAUUUUACUUCUUGAAGAACUAUUCUUGCCACUAAAUUAUUUUUACAAUUAAUAUUUUACCACUCUAAUAAUGUUAUACUAAUUUUAUCAAUUUUAAGUGUUCUUUAUAAUAAAAAGUUUCACUUUUUUAAAUCUUACUAAUUCAGAAAUGGAACAUUCCGUAUAUACAAAACGUGUACAUUUUACAUUAUUAUGUUACAAAACAGUACAUAAACUACAUACAUACAAAUAUUCAAUUAAUUCGCAUAUAAAUAAAUACUAUAUAUUUGCAAAA
Messenger RNA from Wasmannia auropunctata (little fire ant), 3519 nucleotides. It is a transcript of the gene Mer, whose product is annotated as merlin. Lineage: Eukaryota; Metazoa; Arthropoda; Insecta; Hymenoptera; Formicidae. The record is from RefSeq and is a predicted model, not a curated record. Gene Ontology annotation, cellular component: adherens junction; plasma membrane; cytoskeleton. Gene Ontology annotation, molecular function: cell adhesion molecule binding; actin binding. Gene Ontology annotation, biological process: positive regulation of early endosome to late endosome transport; regulation of cell shape; regulation of organelle assembly. The coding region runs from base 832 to 2754 and encodes 640 amino acids. The transcript is spliced from 9 exons.